AGCAGCAGCAGCAGCAGAAGAAGAAAAAUGCCUCCAAAAAAGGGUGCGAAGCUUCCGGCCGCCGCCAAGAAGAAGGCGGAGAAAGUUGUUAACCCCCUCUUCGAGAAGAGGCCGAAGCAAUUCGGGAUCGGCGGCGCCCUCCCGCCCAAGAAGGAUCUUCACAGGUUCGUAAGAUGGCCGCAAGUUGUGCGGAUUCAGCGGAAGAAGAUGAUCUUGAAGCAGCGGUUGAAGGUGCCGCCCCCGAUUCACCAGUUCUCGAAAACACUGGACAAGAACUUGGCAACAAGCCUAUUCAGAAUGUUGCUCAAGUAUAGACCUGAGGAUAGAGCUCAAAAGAAAGAUCGACUCUUGAAAAGAGCUCAAGCUGAAGCAGAGGGCAAAACGCCUGAGACCAAGAAACCCAUUGUGGUGAAGUAUGGUCUCAACCAUGUGACAUAUCUGAUUGAGCAGAACAAAGCACAAUUGGUCGUCAUCGCCCAUGAUGUCGAUCCUAUUGAGUUGGUUGUGUGGCUACCUGCUUUGUGCAGGAAGAUGGAGAUCCCAUACUGCAUUGUCAAGGGCAAAGCUAGAUUGGGAAGCAUUGUCCACAAGAAAACUGCCUCUGUUCUAUGCUUGACCUCAGUAAAGAAUGAGGACAAGAUGGAAUUCUCCAAAAUCCUGGAGGCUAUCAAGGCCAAUUUCAAUGACAAGUACGACGAGACCAGGAAGAAAUGGGGAGGCGGUGUCAUGGGAUCGAAGUCACAGGCCAAGACCAAGGCUAAGGAGAGGGUCCUUGCCAAAGAGGCUGCGCAGAGGAUGAUCUAACAAGUUCUUGGGUUUUUAUUUGUCCAUUAGCUAUAGUUUUAAAUGCUGCUAUUGUUUUACCCAUAUCAAACAUGAAUUUUGUUUUUUUUUCUUUUAAUGCUCUACUUUUUUAUCUUGUUUGGAGUAGACUGGGAUAAAUCUUUCUUUAUUGCGCGUUGAUGUGUUUUGUUUU
Salvia miltiorrhiza (redroot sage) is the source of this 976-nucleotide messenger RNA. RefSeq names its product 60S ribosomal protein L7a-2-like. NCBI's taxonomy places the organism in Eukaryota, Viridiplantae, Streptophyta, Magnoliopsida, Lamiales, Lamiaceae. Gene Ontology annotation, cellular component: ribonucleoprotein complex. The record is from RefSeq and is a predicted model, not a curated record. The coding region runs from base 28 to 804 and encodes 258 amino acids. The transcript is spliced from 7 exons. Gene Ontology annotation, biological process: ribosome biogenesis.